CGGUUCCGGCGCGCGCCCGGGGCGGCGGCGCGUAGCGGGGGGCCGUUGGGGUGCGCGCCCGCCGCAGUGGACGCCGCCGCGGCCGCCAUGCAGCUGACAGUGAAAGCGCUUCAGGGCCGCGAGUGCAGCCUGCAGGUGUCGGAGGACGAGCCGGUGUCCACGCUGAAACAUCUGGUUUCUGAGAAGCUCAACGUCCCCGUGCGCCAGCAGCGGCUGCUGUUCAAGGGCAAGGCCCUGGCAGAUGGGAAAAGACUCUCCGAUUACAGCGUUGGGCCCAAUUCCAAGCUCAACCUAGUGGUCAAACCUCUGGAGAAGGUGUUACUGGAAGAAAGCAGCGCCCGGAGACUGGCCGAGGUCCCACCACCGUCCACACCAGCCUGGCAGCUGAUCUCCAAAGUCCUGGCCCACCACUUCAGUGCUGCAGAUGCCAGCAGAGUCCUGGAUCAACUACAGAGGGAUUAUGAGAGGUCCCUGAACCGCCUGACGCUGGAUGACAUCGAACGCUUGGCUAACCGCUUUCUGCACCCCGAAGUGACUGAAGCUAUGGAGAAGGGGUUCUCCAAAUAGGAUUCUCAGAGUGUGGGGAGGAGCCCGGCCAGGCCACAAGCUGCAUGUAGCAUUAAAUGUGUUCUUCUGUUGCAAUUUGGCUCAGAAUCAUCAUCAUCAUCAUCACCAUCAUCACCGCCGGCAGGUACCUGGGUGCCCAUACCUGGUUCUCACUAGGUGCCAGGCACAGCUCACAGCACUUGACAUGGGUUUGCUCCCACACCUCACACAAAAGGUAAGACAAUGAGGCACCUAGCAGUGAAGUGGGGGAGCCAGCGUCUGAGUGCAGCCAGCUUCUAGAAAUGCCUCAGGGUGCAAAGGAACAAAGGGGCUGUUUGGACGGGUUCCAAGGGAUGGGCUUUGGCCUAUCAUGUUUAGCCCACUGAGAAUAAACCCUCCAGAAACUCUUCUUCAGGCCUGAAAGGGGAAGCAGCUGGCCCCUGCUGCCCAGUCCUGUCACCUGACCUCAGAACAGGUUCGGGACAUUGGCAGGAGGCCAAGUGACAGCGAGCCCCGGGGCCCCCUCAGCCGCUGCAGCCAGUGAGCACUCGACAAGGAAAAGCAGGUCAGGGAGUUGGGGACCUCUGCGGUAUGACCUCAGGCAAGUCCCUGUGCCACGUCGGUCCCUAGUUGUUAACUCUGCACAAUGCGGGCCACUCUUGAAAGCUCCUUUUCCUUCAUCCUUACCCAGCCCCGGGGUGAGAGGUCUGCAGCCCUCCCCCUGUACUCCAUAAACAGGCCAA
Messenger RNA from Odobenus rosmarus divergens (Pacific walrus), 1289 nucleotides. RefSeq names its product ubiquitin-like 4A (gene UBL4A). Lineage: Eukaryota; Metazoa; Chordata; Mammalia; Carnivora; Odobenidae. The transcript is spliced from 4 exons. Gene Ontology annotation, molecular function: protein binding. Gene Ontology annotation, biological process: post-translational protein targeting to endoplasmic reticulum membrane. The record is from RefSeq and is a predicted model, not a curated record. Bases 88 to 567 code for a protein of 159 amino acids.